AUGACAGUUCGUGACGCAUUGAACACGGCGAUGGAGGAGGAAAUGCUUCGUGACGAGACGGUGUUCGUUUUGGGGGAGGAAGUCGCUAGGUACAAUGGCGCAUACAAGGUCACCAAAGGGCUACUUGACAAGUUCGGGGAAAAACGGGUUGUCGAUACACCUAUCACUGAGAUGGGGUUCGCUGGUCUAGCAGUUGGUUCUGCACUGGCAGGUCUUCGCCCAAUUUGCGAGUUCAUGACAUUCAACUUCGCUAUGCAGGCAAUUGACCAUAUUGUUAAUUCCGGUGCCAAGACAUAUUACAUGUCUGGUGGGAACGUCCCUUGCCCCGUUGUCUUCAGAGGUCCCAAUGGGGCUGCCGCUGGUGUCGGCGCUCAACAUUCCCAGGAUUACGCUGCGUGGUAUGGCUCAAUACCGGGGUUGAAGGUGGUCAGCCCAUGGAGUGCAGAAGAUUGCAAAGGAUUGUUAAAGUCCGCUAUCCGUGACCCUAACCCUGUCGUCUUCCUUGAAAACGAAAUGAUGUAUGGAAUUGCAUUCCCAAUGUCUGCAGAAGCUAUGUCGGAUGAAUUCCUUCUACCAAUCGGCAAGGCCAAGAUCGAAAAGGAGGGCAAUGACGUCACUAUUGUAGCCCACAGCCUAAUGGUAUCGCGAAGCUUGGAUGCUGCGAAGCAAUUAGAGGCGGAGGGCAUUAAAGCCGAGGUUGUCAACCUGAGGAGUAUCAGACCACUAGAUAUCGAGACGAUUAUCAAGUCCGUUAAAAAGACCAACAGGCUUAUCACAGUCGAGGGUGGCUUCCCCGCCUUCGGUGUCGGCAGCGAGAUUUGCGCUCAAAUAGUCGAAUCAGAAGCUUUCGACUACUUAGAUGCUCCAGUUGAGCGCGUCACAGGUGCUGAUGUCCCUACUCCAUACGCUACGGGCCUUGAAGCCCUUGCCUUCCCGGAUGCUCCUCUUAUCGCUAAGGUAGCAAAACGCGCUCUCUACCGCACCAACUAG
This is a messenger RNA of Cantharellus anzutake, 990 nucleotides long. Its product is annotated as thiamine diphosphate-binding protein. Lineage: Eukaryota; Fungi; Basidiomycota; Agaricomycetes; Cantharellales; Hydnaceae. The transcript has 7 exons. The coding region runs from base 1 to 990 and encodes 329 amino acids. Gene Ontology annotation, biological process: pyruvate decarboxylation to acetyl-CoA. The record is from RefSeq and is a predicted model, not a curated record. Gene Ontology annotation, molecular function: pyruvate dehydrogenase (acetyl-transferring) activity.